Messenger RNA from Plutella xylostella (diamondback moth), 1595 nucleotides. RefSeq lists its product as uncharacterized. The record is from RefSeq and is a predicted model, not a curated record. Lineage: Eukaryota; Metazoa; Arthropoda; Insecta; Lepidoptera; Plutellidae.
UUGCCUAAGAAUAUUAUUGGUCACUCAAAAUCAAACUAAAUAGAUACACACAACCAUGCCUUGUGGUAAGAAGCCAGUCGUGAAGAACUGGGAUCGUGUCCGCAAGCUGAGGUCUGUGAAACCGUCGCGAUAUGAACAAACCGAAGAUUCCGUCAAAAAGCACUGGAAAAGCGUAAUCCAGGACUUGGAGUCGUUUUAUAAAGAUGAAAAGUUCUGGGAAUCAUCGCUGGAGCAAGUUCGCGAGCUGGUCGGUGACGUGAAGUUUAACCGUCUGUGCAAGAUCUUCGACCUGCCUCCCCCAGAGCGCAGCCGCCCCGCGCCCCCCUCCGAGACCUCUCUGGACCCCUCUGAAUGCUACUACCAGAAUAUCGGUGAAAGGAAACCAUCGGCAUACGUUGAACAAUCUAAACAUGAGAUUAUGGACUCGAGUUUGAAUGUUUCAAGAAAUACAAUUACUUCAUCCGCAGAAGUGGACUUGGUUGACGAUGACGAUAAAGAUGACGAUGAUGAUGAAGAUGAUGGUGAAAAAAUGACUGAAUCUCAAAUGAAAAUAUGGACUGAAUCAAUAAAAUCUUUUAACCGAUCUAAAAUAAUGACAGCAGGGAGAAGCAAAUCAUUCUUAAAGCCUGCUGAAAGAAAAUCAGUUAAAAAACCUUAUGACAAUCGAUCAAGUACGAUAGAUACAUCUUCCUCAACUUUCAAGGGAACAACUUCAUCAAUAAAUGAUCUUCGAGUACAUUUGGGAUCAUACAAGAAAAAGAAAGGAAAACGAGAAAUAAAUAACCCUCACUAUAACUUGUUAUAUUGUACGAAGUCAGAAACCGACAUGAUAAAGUGGGACUCCAAAUACAAACCGAAAAAAUUAGAAGUUUCAGCAUCCGACGAGUUCAGUAAGAAAGCUGAGAUUUUAACCAAAAAGAUUGCAACAGAGUUUUAUGAGUGGUGGUUGGCUUUGGGGAGUGACGAUUAUUUGAGUGAAAUCAAGUGUCCAGAGGAUAUAGAAGAAUUGUUCCAGCUUUGGUUCGACGAGCACGCUUCAAGAGGACUUAUUUUACAUACCAAGAUAUUGCCAUGCGUCUUACAGUCAAUCGCUGACUACGUCAAUGUACCACAAGCGUCAUGCUCGCACAUGCUGAAGACUCAGAUAGCGUCUGACAUCGUGGCGGAAGCGAAGCCGGCCCACACCGUCGCCUUCGAAACGGCUCUGCCUCAUCGCAUGAAACAUAUUCCUCCGAAGAAUAACACGAAGAGUCAGUGGCGCGCCGUGCAGAUCCCCGAGGAUCUUCGCACUAUGGCCUGCGUGUGGGAAGAUAUAAUGCACCUCACGUCAACAAAAGGCUUCAAGAAAUGGCUUGCCAUGCGACCUCACCUCCCGAUGCCGCUCUGCUUGCAAGAUGAUGAACAGCCGAAGAAGCGUUUGUUCACCAUACCUUCGGACUUUGUAGCCAUGUCCAGCAGGUCCUCUACCGCUGGUCUCAACUUGCCUAUUUCUCAAUUUGACAUAGAGCUAAAGGAAGUUUUGAGUAAGCUUUUGCAUCAGUAAUUUGAUUGUGUUACAAUACUUGUAUAAAUUGUUUAAAAAAAUAUGUAAUUUA